Molecule: messenger RNA, 1393 nt
Organism: Labrus mixtus (cuckoo wrasse)
Lineage: Eukaryota; Metazoa; Chordata; Actinopteri; Labriformes; Labridae
Gene: mrps23
Product: mitochondrial ribosomal protein S23
Exons: 5
Coding region: 65-688 (207 amino acids)
Biological process (GO): translation
Cellular component (GO): ribosome; mitochondrion
Molecular function (GO): structural constituent of ribosome
Source: RefSeq, a predicted model, not a curated record
GAAGAGUCUGCUGGAUAUUCGUUCGUAGAAGAAGAACGACACCUCUGGUGGCACACAUGGAUGUAUGAUCAUAACGUGUACCGCUAACGUCAUUAACGUAACCUUUGAGGGCACAUUAGUGGACCAAAGAAGUGCAAUGGCUGGCAGCAGACUAGAGAAGUUUGGGAAUGUGUUUACCCGGGUCCGAGAUCUGAUGCGCUCUGGAGUCGUUAAGCGAUCAGCGAAACCGGUCUGGUACGAAGUUUAUGAAGCUUUUCCUCCAAAGAGAGACCCGCUUCAUGUGAAACCAUGGAGGAGACCCGGGAUCAAGAAACAGGAAACCGUACCAGAGAUCUUCUACAGAGAGGAUGAAGUCAGAGCAAAGUUCUACGAGCUGUACGUACCUGGUCGGCCUUUUGAUCUGUCCAGGUCCAACUUUGUUUCCACGUGUCAGAGGUUUGUAGAUAAAUACACAGAGUUGCAGAGCCGUGCUGAGUUCGAGGACUCGGCUCUGUUCGAGGAGACGGGGAAGGCGUUACUCGCAGAAGGCAUCAUGCUCAGACGCAGAGGAGAUCCACUUGUGUCAGCAGAGCCCAGAGACGCGGUCCUCAGCCUAAAUCUGAGGGACAUGUUGGCCGAGCAGCAGACAGAUGCUGACGGCGAGGAGACGACACAACAGACCACACACACAGAACCACAAACUGCAUAGACUUUAGCGGCUCGAAGGAUGAUCAGCUUUUAUACUUAACAAGUCAUCUGAUUUAUUCACGUGAGCGAGCCCUGACAUCAACAUGAAAAUGUCAGCGGUCAUGAAAAGAGACUUUAAACGUGCAGCUUCACGGCUCCUGAGGCCUAUAAUACAGAGAUUCGAUGAGUGUGUACACAUGAAAGCGGCGGUGUAAGCUUCCUAUAACUUAUCACCAUCAUGAACGAGCCUGCCGUCAGCUGAUCGUCAUAUUCAACAAACUCUGAGCAAACUAUGUAAAGGAAAUGAUGAAGAAGUGAAACACAGGCUGCUACAGACUAAAAUCAAUGUUCUGAAGCAGGUUAAGUGUUCAGCAUAUGUUACCAUGACAGUCUAUCCCGAUCAGAAGUGAACCCUGAUGUGACCUAUGAUGAUGAUAACCGCAAAUCCUGCUUCGUACGGUAACCCUGCUGGAUCGAUUUCACUGACAUGUUAAAUCCUACAGAGCAUUUCUGCAAUACCAGGAUGUUUCUCAGUGCUUCUGAGAUAGUCCACUUCUUCAGGUUUCUUUUGUGUGAUUAAUCAGACAUGUGAAUGCAGCGUUACUUGAAAGGAUUUCCAGUCAAUUUUCAUGUUUCAAGAAUGAGCUGAUGAAAGUGUUUUUUCUGUUCACAGUUUACACACUUGCUACAAAAAAAAAACCAUCAAAAAAAUAAAAACAUACUUGGA